Molecule: messenger RNA, 2769 nt
Organism: Diaporthe amygdali
Lineage: Eukaryota; Fungi; Ascomycota; Sordariomycetes; Diaporthales; Diaporthaceae
Product: h+-transporting atpase
Exons: 3
Coding region: 1-2769 (922 amino acids)
Biological process (GO): proton export across plasma membrane; regulation of intracellular pH
Cellular component (GO): plasma membrane
Molecular function (GO): ATP binding; P-type proton-exporting transporter activity; ATP hydrolysis activity
Source: RefSeq, a predicted model, not a curated record
AUGGCCGACUCCAACUCUCCUGCGUUGAACACGCAGAUUGAGUCUGGCAACUUCGAUGAGAAGCACGCCGCCCCAGUCGAAUCCGCCCCGCCUAAGCAGCCAAAGGUCGAGGACGACGAAGACGAAGAUGAGGACAUCGACGCCCUGAUUGAGGACCUCGAGUCCCAGGAUGGACACGGCGAGGAUGCCGAGGAGGAGGAGCGCGACGAGCACGGUGGCCGUCUGAUCCCUGAGGAGCUGCUGCAAACUGAUACCCGCACUGGUCUUACCGAGGCCGAGGUCGUCUCCCGCCGCAAGAAGUAUGGUCUCAACCAAAUGAAGGAGGAGAAGGAGAACAUGAUCCUCAAGUUCUUCAUGUACUUCGUCGGUCCUAUCCAGUUCGUCAUGGAGGCUGCCGCCGUCCUGGCCGCUGGUCUCGAGGAUUGGGUUGAUUUCGGUGUCAUUUGCGCCCUGCUCCUGCUUAACGCCUGUGUUGGUUUCAUCCAAGAAUUCCAAGCUGGUUCCAUUGUCGACGAACUCAAGAAGACUCUCGCUCUCAAGGCUGUCGUCCUGCGUGACGGCACCCUGAAGGAGCUCGAGGCCCCUGAGGUUGUUCCCGGCGAUAUUCUCCAGGUCGAAGAGGGUACUAUUAUCCCCGCCGACGGUCGCAUUGUCACCGAGGAUGCUUUCCUGCAGGUCGACCAGUCUGCCAUCACUGGUGAAUCUCUUGCUGUCGACAAGCACAAGGGCGACCAGUGCUUCGCUUCCUCCUCGGUCAAGCGUGGUGAGGCCUUCGUCAUUGUUACCGCCACUGGUGACAACACCUUCGUCGGUCGUGCCGCCGCCCUCGUCAACGCUGCCAACGCUGGAUCUGGUCACUUCACUGAGGUCCUGAACGGUAUUGGAACAGUUUUGCUGAUCCUCGUCGUCUUCACCCUGCUUGUCGUCUGGGUUUCCAGCUUCUACCGCUCCAACCCCAUUGUCGACAUCCUGCGCUUUACUCUGGCCAUUACCAUCAUUGGUGUCCCCGUCGGUCUUCCUGCCGUCGUUACCACCACCAUGGCUGUCGGUGCUGCCUACCUCGCUAAGAAGAAGGCUAUUGUCCAGAAGCUCUCCGCCAUUGAGUCUCUUGCUGGUGUCGAGAUUCUCUGCUCUGACAAGACCGGUACCUUGACCAAGAACAAGCUCUCUCUGGCUGAGCCUUACUGUGUCGCUGGUGUUGACCCCGAGGAUCUCAUGCUCACUGCUUGCUUGGCUGCUUCCCGCAAGAAGAAGGGUAUUGAUGCCAUCGACAAGGCCUUCCUGAAGUCCCUGAAGUACUACCCCCGCGCCAAGUCUGUCCUCUCCAAGUACAAGGUCAUCAACUUCUUCCCCUUCGACCCUGUCUCCAAGAAGGUCACCGCCAUCGUCGAGUCCCCCCAGGGUGAGCGCAUCACCUGUGUCAAGGGUGCCCCUCUGUUCGUUCUCAAGACCGUCGAGGAGGACCACCCCAUCCCUGAGGAGGUCGACCAGGCCUACAAGAACAAGGUUGCUGAGUUCGCUACCCGUGGUUUCCGUUCUCUCGGUGUUGCCCGCAAGCGUGGUGAGGGCUCUUGGGAGAUCCUCGGAAUCAUGCCUUGCUCUGACCCCCCUCGUCACGACACUGCUAAGACCAUCAACGAGGCGAAGACUCUGGGUCUGUCCAUCAAGAUGUUGACUGGUGAUGCCGUCGGUAUCGCUCGUGAGACUUCCCGUCAGCUCGGUCUUGGUACCAACGUCUACAACGCUGAGCGUCUCGGUCUCGGUGGCGGCGGUGACAUGCCUGGUUCUGAGGUGUACGAUUUCGUCGAGGCUGCCGAUGGUUUCGCUGAGGUCUUCCCCCAGCACAAGUACAACGUCGUCGAGAUUCUCCAGCAGCGUGGCUACCUGGUUGCCAUGACUGGUGACGGUGUCAACGAUGCUCCCUCCCUGAAGAAGGCUGAUACCGGUAUUGCUGUCGAGGGUGCCUCCGACGCUGCCCGCUCUGCUGCCGACAUUGUCUUCCUUGCCCCCGGUCUUGGUGCUAUCAUCGACGCUCUGAAGACUUCUCGCCAGAUUUUCCACCGUAUGUACGCUUACGUCGUCUACCGUAUUGCUCUGUCCAUUCACCUUGAGAUCUACCUUGGUCUCUGGAUCGCUAUCCUCAACCGAUCGCUGAACAUUGAGCUGGUUGUCUUCAUCGCCAUUUUCGCUGAUAUCGCCACUCUUGCUAUUGCCUACGACAACGCACCAUUCAGCAGGACGCCUGUCAAGUGGAACCUGCCCAAGCUCUGGGGAAUGUCCGUCCUCCUCGGUGUUGUCCUGGCUGUCGGUACCUGGAUCACUGUCACCACCAUGUACGCUGGUGGCACCGACGGUGGUAUCGUCCAGAACUUCGGUAACCUGGAUGAGGUUGUCUUCCUCGAGAUCUCCCUGACUGAGAACUGGCUGAUCUUCAUCACCCGUGCCAACGGUCCUUUCUGGUCUUCCAUUCCUUCGUGGCAACUCAGCGGCGCUAUCGUCGUUGUCGAUAUCAUUGCCUCCCUCUUCUGUAUCUUCGGAUGGUUCGUUGGUGGUGACCAGACCUCCAUCGUCGCCGUCGUCCGUAUCUGGAUCUACUCCUUCGGUAUCUUCUGUGUCAUGGGAGGUGUCUACUACCUCCUCCAGGACAGCGUUGGAUUCGACAACCUUAUGCACGGCAAGUCGCCAAAGGGCAACCAGAAGCAACGAUCCCUCGAGGAUUUCGUUGUUUCUCUCCAACGUGUGUCUACGCAACACGAGAAGACCCAGUAG